Molecule: messenger RNA, 492 nt
Organism: Strongylus vulgaris
Lineage: Eukaryota; Metazoa; Nematoda; Chromadorea; Rhabditida; Strongylidae
Source: the annotation of a GenBank genome assembly
AUGGGUGAUUACGACGAUACAGAGACCUUGUUAGUGAAGGCUUACAAGAUGUCAGAAAUUCCCGAACGAUUACAUUGGGCUGGUUCGAGAUUUAUGAGUGGUGUUGUACUGCUUACAAAACCAGGAACAAGUAUAAUUACGCGCGAACUUCCGUCGAUUCCUGCUGCUGGUGACCCCUUGAGAGAAGCCAAACAAACAAGUGGAUGGGAUCCAGAAGCAUCUCAGAUGAGAGGCAUUUUCAUGGCUAGAGGGCCAGCUUUCAACGUAGAGGAAAAAGUUGGACCGGUGGAAUUGGUUGAUAUCUACCAGGUGAUCCUGAAUAUCCUUGGCAUAGAGCCAGCACACCCACAUAAUGGAACGUGGGCGAAUGUAGAGGGGAUGAUGGCCAGCGGUUGGGAGUCUCGACCAAAUAGCGACAAAUUCAAUGAAGCUACUCGAUUUUGCAUAACGGCUGUCCCUCUAAUCCUUUUAAUGUUCAGGUUUCUUUUCUAA